Molecule: messenger RNA, 1334 nt
Organism: Andrographis paniculata
Lineage: Eukaryota; Viridiplantae; Streptophyta; Magnoliopsida; Lamiales; Acanthaceae
Product: probable aldo-keto reductase 1
Exons: 7
Coding region: 110-1138 (342 amino acids)
Cellular component (GO): cytoplasm
Source: RefSeq, a predicted model, not a curated record
CUUACGCUCCAUGGUGAGAAAGAACAGUACCUCGUCCUUUCCAAUUGGACGUAGUACUCUACUAACAACUCCACAAAUCAUAUCCCAAUAAUUCUUGCAAGCAGCAGCAAUGGAGAUUCAACCACAAGUGCCGAGGGUGAAAUUAGGCUCACAAGGCUUAGAGGUUUCGGGGAUAGGAUUGGGGUGCGCUGGGCUUUCAGGGUUACUGAAUGCCCCACUGCCUCAUGAGGAAGGAGUUGCAUUUCUGGAACAAGCUUUCGCCAGUGGGAUAACUUUCUUUGACACAGCUGAUGUCUAUGGAGAAAAGGGGGACAAUGAGAUCAUGAUCAGCAAGGCAUUGAAGAAACUACCUCGAGAGAAAGUCCAACUUGCAAGUAAAUUUGGCCUAGUUUCGGUUUCCCUAGUAGAAGUCGAGGUCAAUGGAAGUCCCGAAUACGUGCGCCAAUGCCUCGAAGACAGUCUUAAGCGCCUUGACGUUGAUUACAUCGAUUUGUACUAUCAGCACCGUGUUGAUCAGUCUACACCAAUAGAAGAAACUAUGGGAGAGUUGAAGAAGCUCGUGGAAGAGGGAAAAAUUAAAUACAUCGGUUUAUCUGAAGCUAGCGUCGACACGAUCAAGAGGGCUCAUGCCGUGCAUCCUAUUACGGCCUUGCAAAUUGAGUAUUCGUUGUGGAGUCGUGAAGUCGAAGAAGAUGUGAUUCCUACUUGUAGGGAACUCGGCAUUGGAAUAGUAGCGUAUAGUCCUCUUGGCCACGGAUUCUUUGGUGGGAAGGGAAUUGUAGAGACGAUUCCUUCCGAGAGUUACUUGGGAUACCACCCGAGGUAUUCGGGUGAGAAUUUUGACAAAAACAAAGUUUUGUAUUCCAAGUUUGCAAGUUUGGCGAGCAAGCAUUCGUGUACCCCGGCACAACUAGCUUUAGCGUGGCUCGUUCAUCAAGGCAACGAUGUUGUUCCAAUACCCGGGACUACGAAGAUUAAGAACUUGGAUGAUAAUAUCGGGUCCUUCAAAUUGAAGCUAACACCGGAGGACUUGAAAGAGAUUGCCGGGGUAAUAUCUGUCGAUCAAGUCGGAGAUAGAGACUUUGAAGUUUUCAAGAAGUAUGCCUACAAACUUGCAAAUACUCCAAAGAAGAAGUGAGUUUGAAAAUAUUGUCGAUGUUCUAUGUAUGAAUGAAUAAACUUAGUUUGUGUAAACUUUAUGUGUACUUGUUUGUCAUCGGGACGUUGUCUGAUUGCUUAUUGUUUUAUGUUGUGGUUGAAAGUUCGAUUUUAUUGGAUAAACUGGGAUGUUGUUUGAUUGUUUAUCAUUAUAUUGUGGUUGAAAGUUAGUUUUA